Drosophila busckii is the source of this 4373-nucleotide messenger RNA. It is a transcript of the gene slo, whose product is annotated as calcium-activated potassium channel slowpoke. Lineage: Eukaryota; Metazoa; Arthropoda; Insecta; Diptera; Drosophilidae. Gene Ontology annotation, biological process: potassium ion transport; transmembrane transport. The transcript is spliced from 27 exons. The record is from RefSeq and is a predicted model, not a curated record. Gene Ontology annotation, molecular function: large conductance calcium-activated potassium channel activity. The coding region runs from base 103 to 3792 and encodes 1229 amino acids. Gene Ontology annotation, cellular component: postsynaptic membrane.
AAAAAAUCGACAACAAAAUUCGUCACAACAAUUUAUGUGCUAUUUGUGCUGAAUGUUGGCAGCGCUGGAGCCCUGCCUCGGUGGAUUAGCCUGUACUAGGGGAUGUCGGGGUGUGAUCAAAGCACUGUCGAAUCAUUGGCUGAUGAUCCAACAGAUUCACCAUUCGAUGCCGAUGAUUGUCUUAAAGUUCGAAAAUAUUGGUGUUUUUUGCUAUCGAGCAUUUUUACAUUCCUUGCUGGCUUGCUUAUUGUGCUGCUAUGGCGUGCAUUUGCAUUUAUUUGCUGCCGCAAAGAGCCGGACCUGGGUCCCAACGAUCCAAAACAAAAGGAACAGAAAGCUUCACGUAACAAACAGGAAUUUGAAGGUACAUUUAUGACAGAAGCAAAAGACUGGGCUGGAGAACUUAUCUCGGGUCAAACAACAACUGGUCGAAUUUUGGUCGUACUCGUGUUCAUACUCAGCAUUGCAUCUCUUAUUAUAUACUUUGUUGAUGCCUCUAGCGAAGAAGUUGAACGUUGUCAAAAAUGGAGUAAUAACAUUACUCAACAAAUCGAUCUCGCUUUCAAUAUAUUUUUUAUGGUUUACUUUUUUAUUCGAUUUAUAGCGGCGUCCGAUAAGCUUUGGUUUAUGUUAGAAAUGUACAGUUUUGUAGAUUAUUUUACAAUACCCCCGUCCUUCGUAUCAAUAUAUUUAGAUCGAACGUGGAUCGGUCUUCGAUUUCUGCGUGCGCUACGACUCAUGACUGUUCCAGAUAUAUUACAAUACUUAAAUGUACUAAAAACAUCGAGCUCAAUACGUUUGGCUCAACUAGUAUCAAUUUUUAUAUCCGUAUGGCUGACAGCAGCGGGAAUUAUACAUCUGCUGGAGAACUCUGGCGAUCCACUGGAUUUUAAUAAUGCUCAUCGUUUAUCCUAUUGGACCUGUGUCUAUUUCCUUAUUGUGACCAUGUCAACAGUAGGAUAUGGUGAUGUUUACUGUGAGACUGUCUUAGGAAGAACAUUUCUAGUGUUUUUUCUGCUCGUCGGCUUGGCAAUGUUUGCCAGCAGUAUUCCGGAAAUAAUUGAACUCGUUGGUAGUGGCAAUAAAUACGGCGGUGAACUGAAAAGAGAACACGGAAAGAGACAUAUUGUAGUAUGCGGUCAUAUUACGUAUGAAUCCGUGUCCCAUUUCUUGAAGGACUUUUUGCACGAAGACCGUGAGGAUGUUGAUGUCGAAGUAGUUUUCUUGCAUCGAAAACCACCCGAUUUGGAACUUGAGGGUUUGUUCAAACGUCAUUUUACCACCGUGGAGUUCUUCCAAGGAACCAUAAUGAAUCCAAUUGAUCUGCAAAGGGUUAAGGUACAUGAAGCUGAUGCCUGUCUAGUGCUAGCUAACAAAUAUUGCCAAGACCCCGACGCUGAAGAUGCUGCGAACAUAAUGAGGGUUAUUUCAAUAAAAAACUACAGCGAUGAUAUACGUGUAAUCAUUCAGCUUAUGCAAUACCACAAUAAGGCAUAUUUACUGAAUAUACCGUCGUGGGACUGGAAACAAGGCGAUGAUGUAAUAUGUCUGGCAGAGCUAAAGCUGGGAUUUAUAGCGCAGAGUUGUUUGGCACCAGGCUUUUCUACAAUGAUGGCAAAUUUAUUUGCAAUGCGUUCCUUUAAAACGUCUCCAGAAAUGCAAUCUUGGACUAAUGAUUACCUGCGCGGCACGGGCAUGGAAAUGUAUACAGAAACAUUGAGUCCCACAUUUAUUGGAAUACCAUUUGCUCAGGCUACUGAGUUGUGUUUCUCCAAGCUGAAAUUGUUAUUGCUGGCUAUUGAGAUCAAAGGAGCAGAGGAGGGAGCAGAUAGCAAAAUAUCUAUAAAUCCACGUGGUGCUAAGAUUCAGGCUAACACGCAGGGUUUCUUCAUAGCACAGAGCGCUGAUGAGGUUAAGCGCGCGUGGUUCUACUGUAAGGCCUGUCACGAGGAUAUCAAAGAUGAAACCCUAAUCAAAAAGUGCAAAUGCAAAAAUUUAACUGUUCAGCCAAGGAGCAAGUAUGAUGAUUUAGUGGCCACCUUCCGGAAAGGCGUCCGAGCCGUACAAAUGGUUGGACGUGCAAAAGACGAUGAAUACUCGUUGUCAAAUGAACACCAUCCUGCACCCACAUUUACGCCACCAGAGCUACCCAAGCGGGUGCAUGUGCGUGGAUCUGUAUCGGGUGAUAUUACGCGUGACAGAGAAGACACAAAUCUUUUGAAUCGAAAUAUAAGGCGCCCUAAUGGAACAGGAAAUGGUGCCAGUGGUUUAUAUCAUAUGAAUAACACUCCUGUUACUGCUGUGGCUCCGGCCUCUGUGGUAAAGCAGGUUAACAAAGUAAAGCCCACUGUAAACAUCAGCCGACAAGUAGAAGGACAAGUCAUAUCGCCAUCUCAAUAUAACAGGCCACCAGAAAAUGAUGCUAACCCUUAUGCGGGCUAUCAACUUGCUUACGAAGUUAAAAAGCUCAUGCCAACCAGUCGCAGCUCCGGCGGUACACAGAAUCAAAAUGGAGGAGUUUCUCUUCCGGCUGGCAUUGCGGAUGACCAAUCUAAGGACUUUGAUUUUGAAAAGACCGAAAUGAAAUAUGACUCCACGGGCAUGUUUCAUUGGAGUCCAGCAAAGAGCUUAGAAGACUGCAUAUUGGAUCGCAAUCAAGCGGCCAUGACGGUAUUGAAUGGACAUGUUGUAGUUUGCCUGUUCGCUGAUCCGGAUUCACCCUUGAUUGGGCUGCGUAACUUGGUGAUGCCCCUGCGUGCAUCGAAUUUUCAUUACCAUGAGCUAAAGCAUGUGGUAAUAGUAGGAUCAGUUGACUACAUAAGACGCGAAUGGAAAAUGUUACAGAAUCUACCCAAGAUAUCUGUGUUAAAUGGUUCUCCAUUGAGUCGAGCCGAUUUGCGUGCGGUUAAUGUCAAUCUGUGCGACAUGUGCUGCAUAUUGUCGGCAAAAGUUCCUAGUAAUGAUGACCCCACGCUGGCUGAUAAAGAGGCAAUUUUGGCAUCACUGAACAUCAAGGCUAUGACUUUUGAUGAUACCAUAGGUGUGCUUAGUCAACGCGGUCCGGAGUUCGACAAUCUGAGCGCGACAGCGGGUAGUCCAAUUGUACUUCAACGCCGCGGUUCAGUAUAUGGUGCAAAUGUACCCAUGAUAACAGAAUUGGUCAAUGAUAGUAACGUGCAGUUUCUGGAUCAAGACGACGAUGAUGAUCCCGACACAGAGCUAUAUCUAACACAACCAUUUGCCUGCGGUACAGCGUUCGCAGUGAGCGUCUUAGAUUCACUAAUGUCCACGACAUAUUUUAAUCAAAACGCCCUAACGCUAAUACGUUCACUGAUAACAGGCGGUGCUACGCCUGAGUUGGAACUUAUCCUCGCUGAGGGUGCAGGUCUACGCGGCGGCUAUAGCACUAUUGACAGUCUGAGCAAUCGUGACAGAUGUCGCGUGGGUCAAAUUUCUCUAUACGAUGGUCCAUUAGCGCAAUUUGGGGAGUGCGGAAAGUAUGGGGAUUUAUUUGUGGCCGCACUUAAAUCGUACGGUAUGUUGUGUAUAGGACUUUAUCGAUUCAGGGAUACAAGCUCAAGCUGUGAUGCCAGUAGCAAACGAUAUGUUAUUACAAACCCACCCGAUGACUUUUCAUUACUGCCAACAGAUCAGGUAUUCGUUUUAAUGCAAUUCGACCCGGGUCUAGAAUACAAGCCGCCCGCAGUACGUGCUCCUACAGGUGGACGCGGUACCAAUACACAAGGCUCGGGAGUCGGUGGUGGUGGCUCGAACAAAGAUGAUAACUCUUGAUUGUUACUGUGUAGCGCCUUAACUGAUGGUCCUUAUUCAUACAUUUGAACGAUAAAAACACUAAUUUGUAGAGCAAUGCAAUAAUAUCAGAAAACUUUUAUUUUUACGUUUUAUAGUAUUAUCAGAUAAACAAUAAUUUAAUAUAAAAUAUAUAUUACGUGUAUACUACAUAAAUAGGGAAACAGUAACUAAAUCAAAAGAUAGCCUAACUGGCAUAUGUUGAAAAAAAAAUAGCUAAUGAUUUGUAAAACAAAAUUGCAUUGCUCUAUACUUUUAUAUUUGAAUAGACAAAACAAGACAGUGCUGCCUAAAUCAAAAGAGAUAACAACGACCCUAAAAAUGCCAACAACGUUUGUCUAAAUAAACAUAAAAGUGCUAUCUAUAUAUUAGUAUGUGAAAUCGGAGAACAUCUUCUUCAAUGAAAAAUAUCGUUCAAAAUGUUAGCUGAUUGCUUUCCACACCAUUCCGAAUGCCAUUUUAGAACCUUGAAACUAACAUUCAAGUCAUAACUAAAAUUAUUGUCAGAUAUACUUAAUUUAUUUUUCUAGAAAAUUGCUUAACAUUUGUUGUUGAUUUUAUUA